Molecule: messenger RNA, 7026 nt
Organism: Dromaius novaehollandiae (emu)
Lineage: Eukaryota; Metazoa; Chordata; Aves; Casuariiformes; Dromaiidae
Product: mucin-5AC-like
Exons: 32
Cellular component (GO): extracellular matrix
Molecular function (GO): protein binding
Source: RefSeq, a predicted model, not a curated record
AUGGAAGGCUGGGAAGUUUUAGUCGUUUUUACAGCUAGUUUUAAAUUCACAGCUUCCAACCUUGCUCACAAUGGCCGUGUGUGCAGCACAUGGGGCAACUUCCACUUCAAGACUUUUGAUGGGGACAUCUUCCGCUUCCCUGGCCUCUGUAAUUAUGUUUUUGCAUCCCAUUGCAAUGCUGCCUAUGAGGACUUCAACAUCCAGAUUAGGCGCACAGUGGUGGGAAAUGCUCCAACGAUUAGUCAUAUCACCAUGAAAAUUGAAGGUGUAGCUGCUGAACUAACAAAAAAUGCUGUUACAAUCAACAGUGACAGGGUUCAACUGCCAUACAGCAAAUCUGGAAUUACGAUAGAGAGAAGCAACAUUUACAUGAAAGUAAUCAGCAAAAUAGGCAUUGUGUUGAUGUGGAAUGAAGAUGACAGUAUCCUGCUGGAAUUGAAUGAGAAAUAUGCCAAUCAGACCUGUGGGCUUUGUGGAGACUUCAAUGGCAUUCCAAUUUACAAUGAGUUUUAUUCAAACAAUAUUAAGAUAACAGCCUUACAGUUUGGGAAUAUGCAGAAAAUGGAUGGGCCAACAGAAAACUGCGAAGACCCUACUUCUUCCCUCCCAGAUAAUUGCACUGAUAAUCUUGAUAACAUAUGCCAGAAAACAUUGACCAGCUCUGCAUUUGCAGAAUGUAAUGAUCUAGUUGGUGUUAGCAAGUACAUUAUGGCUUGCCAAGAAGACUUGUGCCGCUCUGAGGAGUCUAAGAAUGCCUCGUGUAUCUGUGAUACCUUUGCUGAAUACUCUCGGCAGUGCACUCAUGCUGGUGGGGAGCCUUUGAACUGGAGAACCUCAAAACUAUGCCCCAAGACAUGUCCUCACAACAUGCAGUACCAGGAGUGUGGCUCCCCCUGCACUGACACAUGCACCAAUCUUGAACGAUCUCAGUUUUGUGAAGAGCACUGUAUGGAUGGUUGUUUCUGCCCGACAGGCAAGUCCUUAUGAACUGUGUUUGAUGACAUCAACAACUCUGGCUGCAUCCCCCUUGAACAAUGCCCCUGUAUUUAUAAUGGCAACACCUACGCUCCAGGAACUUCUUUUUCAGCCAAGUGCCAUUCCUGUACCUGUAAUGGAGGUCAAUGGAGUUGCCAAGACCUGCCAUGCCCCGGAGUAUGUUCAGUAGAGGGAGGCUCACACAUUUCCUCAUACGACAAAAAACAUUUCAAUGUCCAUGGAGACUGCACUUAUGUCCUCUCUAAGCACUGUGAAGAUGACACAUUCACCGUCCUGGGAGAACUACGCAAGUGUGGCCUGACAGACACCGAGACGUGCUUGAAGACAGUGGCCCUCAGCAUGAAUAAAGGACAAACUCUCAUCGUGGCCAAACCUGAUGGUGGCGUGUUUGUGAACUCGAUCUACACUCAGCUGCCCUUCUCAGCAGCUAAUGUCACCCUCUUCAGAGCCUCAUCAUUCUUCAUCAUCCUACAGACAAAUUUUGGCCUCCAGCUUGAAAUCCAAAUCACACCCAUCAUGCAAGUAUUUGUGCGGCUUGAUCCUAUUUUCAAAGACCAGACCUGUGGUCUCUGUGGAAAUUUCAAUGAUGUCCAAGCUGAUGACUUCAAGGCCGUGAGUGGAGUAGUUGAAGGAACGGCAGCAGCAUUUGCUAAUACAUGGAAAACUCAGGCUUCAUGCCCUAAUAUCCAAAACAGUUUUGAGAACCCUUGUGCACUCAGCAUUGAAAAUGAAAAGUAUGCUCAGCAUUGGUGUGGACUCCUAACCAAAAGCAAAGGACCUUUUGCUGAUUGCCACUAUGCAGUGAAUCCCUCGAUUUACCACACGAACUGCAUGUUUGACACAUGUAACUGUGAAAAGAGUGAAGACUGCCUGUGUGCAGCUUUGUCUUCCUAUGUGAGAGCAUGUGCUGCAAAAGGAAUCCAGCUGAGCGGAUGGAGAACUGAUGUCUGUUCAAAAUAUACCACCUUGUGUCCCAAAUCCCUAAAUUACAGCUAUACCAUCCAUUCCUGCCAACCCACUUGCCGGUCUCUGAGUGAGCCUGAUGUCACAUGCAACAUCAAGUUUGUCCCAGUUGAUGGUUGCACCUGUGUAAAUGGAACCUACAUGGAUGAUAGCGGCAAAUGUGUGCCUGCUAAUACAUGCCCCUGUUAUUACAGAGGAUCUCCCAUACCAUUUGGGGAAACUGUCCAUGAAAAUGGGCUUGCAUGCACUUGCUUCCAGGGCAGACUGAAUUGCAUUGGAGCACCAAAUCCAAAUCCAGUUUGUGAAUAUCCCAUGGUCUACUUUGACUGUAGAAACAUCACUGCAGGAACCACUGGAGCAGAGUGUCAAAAAAGUUGCCAUACUUUGGAUAUGCAGUGUUAUAGCACACAAUGUGUAUCUGGCUGCGUGUGCCCAGCUGGGCUUGUGUUAGAUGGGAAGGGUGGUUGUAUUCAUGAAGAGGAAUGUCCAUGUAUUCACAAUGAGGCCACGUAUCAGCCUGGGGAAAAGAUCGAAGUCGACUGCAACACCUGUGUAUGCAAGGAUAGAAUGUGGGAAUGCACUAAUAAUCCAUGCAUGGGUACUUGUGCUGUUUAUGGAGAUGGACAUUACAUCACCUUUGAUGACAAAAGAUUCACCUUCAAUGGAAACUGUGAAUACACACUUGUCCAGAACCACUGUGGGAAGAACAGCACAGUGAAUGGGACCUUCAGGGUUAUCACUGAAAAUAUUCCCUGUGGCAGCACUGGGACAACCUGCUCAAAAUCUAUCAAAGUUUUCCUAGAGAGCUAUGAACUGAUACUUGGUGAGGAGCAUGUCAGCGUGGUGAAAAGAGGACAAAAAGGUCAGGUGCCAUUCACAGUCCGCUACAUGGGUAUGUACUUGGUAAUUGAGACCACCAGUGGACUGAUCCUCAUGUGGGACAAGAAAACCAGCAUCUUGAUAAAGCUCGGUGCUGAUUUUCAGGGCCAGAUCUGUGGCCUCUGUGGAAAUUAUGAUGGCAAUGGCAUCAAUGACUUUACUACAAGGAGCCAGUCUGUGGUAGAGAAUGUCCUAGAGUUUGCAAACAGCUGGAAAGUAUCCUCUACAUGUCCUGAUGCUGACUGCAUAAAGGACCCAUGUUCUACCAACCCUUAUCGAAAGUCCUGGUCAGAGAAGCAGUGUAGCAUCAUCAACAGCAAUGUCUUUGCUGCCUGUCACUCUCAGGUUGAACCAGGAAAAUAUUACCAAGCAUGUGUGACAGAUGCUUGUGCUUGUGACACUGGGGGAGACUGUGAUUGCUUCUGCACAGCAGUAGCUGCCUAUGCUCAAGCUUGUAGUGAAGUUGGUGUCUGCAUAGCCUGGAGAACCCCAUCAAUCUGUCCACUGUUCUGUGAUUACUACAAUCAACAAGGGGAAUGUGAAUGGCACUAUAAGCCUUGUGGAGCUUCCUGUAUGAAGACCUGUAGGAACCCAAGUGGAAAAUGCCUUCACAACUUGCCAGGUUUAGAAGGCUGCUACCCCAACUGCCCACCAGACAAGCCAUAUUUUCAUGAAGAUCAGAUGAAGUGCGUGAGUCUCUGUGACUGUUAUGAUAAUGAAGAUGGGAAGAUAUAUAGACGGGAUGAAUGUUAUUUAUGUGAAUGCACAUCGGAAGGUAUACACUGCAAGUUUGAUGAUAAAGAGACCUCCACUUUAGCAACUGAGACUCCAGCACCAACCACUACAACCUCUACAAUCUAUGAGACACCAUGGACAACCACUGCGGGCACAACAGUUGUCCCCAAGACCUCUGCCCCUCCCACAGAAGGCACAACCACCAUCAAGCCCACAACAGCAGCACCCACCUCACCUGCCAGCACCGCUGUCACCUCCAAGACCUCUCCCCCUCCCACAGAAGGCACAACCACCAUCAAGCCCACAACAGCAGCACCCACCUCACCCGCCAGCACUGCUGUCACCUCCAAGACCUCUCCCCCUCCCACAGAAGGCACAACCACCAUCACGCCCAGCCCAACAGCAUCCACCUCACCCGCCAGCACCGCUGUCACCUCCCAGACCUCUCUGCCUCCCACAGAACGCACAACCGCAGUCAAGCCCACAACAACAGUGCCUCCCACACCCACCAGAACUGCUGCUGUUACCUCCCAGACCUCUCCCCCUCCAACAGAAGGAACCACCACCAUCACACCAACACCAACAGUGUCCACCUCACCCACAAGCACUGCCAUCACCUCUUCCCCCAGCUGCCAGCCACGCUGUGCCUGGACACAGUGGUUUGACGUGGACUUCCCGAGCUCUGGCAGCCAGGGAGGAGACAUGGAGACCUUUGAGAACAUCCGAGCUGCCGGCUUCCAAAUAUGCGCAAAGCCUCAAGCCAUCCAGUGUCAGGCUGAAAACUACCCUGACAUCAGCCUGGAGGACCUGGGCCAGAAACUUCAGUGCAGCCUCGACGUUGGGCUGGUGUGCAGAAACGAGGAUCAGAUCAGCAAGUACCCCAUGUGCUUCAACUACCAGCUCAGGCUGUACUGCUGUGACCGGCAACACUGCGAGACAACCGUAGAACCCCCAAGCACCACCACAAGGCUCCCGACCACGCCUUCUCCCGCAGAAACCUCCACUUCAGCAACUGAGACUCCAGCACCAACCACUACAACCUCUACAAUCUAUGAGACACCAUGGACAACCACUGCGGGCACAACAGUUGUCCCCAAGACCUCUGCCCCUCCCACAGAAGGCACAACCACCAUCAAGCCCACAACAGCAGCACCCACCUCACCCGCCAGCACCGCUGUCACCUCCAGGACCUCUCCCCCUCCCACAGAAGGCACAACCACCAUCAAGCCCACAACAGCACCACCCACCUCACCCGCCAGCACCGCUGUCACCUCCAAGACCUCUCCCCCUCCCACAGAAGAACGCACAACCGCAGUCAAGCCCACAACAACAGUGCCUCCCACACCCACCAGAACUGCUGCUGUUACCUCCCAGACCUCUCCCCCUCCAACAGAAGGAACCACCACCAUCACACCAACACCAACAGUGUCCACCUCACCCACAAGCACUGCCAUCACCUCUUCCCCCAGCUGCCAGCCACGCUGUGCCUGGACACAGUGGUUUGACGUGGACUUCCCGAGCUCUGGCAGCCAGGGAGGAGACAUGGAGACCUUUGAGAACAUCCGAGCUGCCGGCUUCCAAAUAUGCGCAAAGCCUCAAGCCAUCCAGUGUCAGGCUGAAAACUACCCUGACAUCAGCCUGGAGGACCUGGGCCAGAAACUUCAGUGCAGCCUCGACGUUGGGCUGGUGUGCAGAAACGAGGAUCAGAUCAGCAAGUACCCCAUGUGCUUCAACUACCAGCUCAGGCUGUACUGCUGUGACCGGCAACACUGCGAGACAACCGUAGCACCCCCAAGCACCACCACAAGGCUCCCGACCACGCCCUCUCCCGCAGAAACCUCCACUUCAGCAACUGAGACUCCAGCACCAACCACUACAACCUCUACAAUCUAUGAGACACCAUGGACAACCACUGCGGGCACAACAGUUGUCCCCAAGACCUCUGCCCCUCCCACAGAAGAAGGCACAACCACCAUCAAGCCCACAACAGCAGCACCCAGCUCACCCGCCAGCACUGCUGUCACCUCCAGGACCUCUCCCCCUCCCACAGAAGGCACAACCACCAUCAAGCCCACAACAGCAGCACCCACCUCACCUGCCAGCACCGCUGUCACCUCCCAGACCUCUCUGCCUCCCACAGAACGCACAACCGCAGUCAAGCCCACAACAACAGUGCCUCCCACACCCACCAUAACUGCUGCUGUUACCUCCCAGACCUCUCCCCCUCCAACAGAAGGAACCACCACCAUCACACCAACACCAACAGUGUCCACCUCACCCACAAGCACUGCCAUCACCUCUUCCCCCAGCUGCCAGCCACGCUGUGCCUGGACACAGUGGUUUGACGUGGACUUCCCGAGCUCUGGCAGCCAGGGAGGAGACAUGGAGACCUUUGAGAACAUCCGAGCUGCCGGCUUCCAAAUAUGCGCAAAGCCUCAAGCCAUCCAGUGUCAGGCUGAAAACUACCCUGACAUCAGCCUGGAGGACCUGGGCCAGAAACUUCAGUGCAGCCUCGACGUUGGGCUGGUGUGCAGAAACGAGGAUCAGAUCAGCAAGUACCCCAUGUGCUUCAACUACCAGCUCAGGCUGUACUGCUGUGACCGGCAACACUGCGAGACAACCGUAGCACCCCCAAGCACCACCACAAGGCUCCCGACCACGCCUUCUCCCGCAGAAACCUCCACUUCAGCAACUGAGACUCCAGCACCAACCACUACAACCUCUACAAUCUAUGAGACACCAUGGACAACCACUGCGGGCACAACAGUUGUCCCCAAGACCUCUGCCCCUCCCACAGAAGAACGCACAACCGCAGUCAAGCCCACAACAACAGUGCCUCCCACACCCACCAGAACUGCUGCUGUUACCUCCCAGACCUCUCCCCCUCCAACAGAAGGAACCACCACCAUCACACCAACACCAACAGUGUCCACCUCACCCACAAGCACUGCCAUCACCUCUUCCCCCAGCUGCCAGCCACGCUGUGCCUGGACACAGUGGUUUGACGUGGACUUCCCGAGCUCUGGCAGCCAGGGAGGAGACAUGGAGACCUUUGAGAACAUCCGAGCUGCCGGCUUCCAAAUAUGCGCAAAGCCUCAAGCCAUCCAGUGUCAGGCUGAAAACUACCCUGACAUCAGCCUGGAGGACCUGGGCCAGAAACUUCAGUGCAGCCUCGACGUUGGGCUGGUGUGCAGAAACGAGGAUCAGAUCAGCAAGUACCCCAUGUGCUUCAACUACCAGCUCAGGCUAACGCACAACCGCAGUCAAGCCCACAACAAUAGUGCCUCCCACACCCACCAGAACUGCUGCUGUUACCUCCCAGACCUCUCCCCCUCCAACAGAAGGAACCACCACCAUCACACCAACACCAACAGUGUCCACCUCACCCACAAGCACUGCCAUCACCUCUUCCCCCAGCUGCCAGCCACGCUGUGCCUGGACACAGUGGUUUGA